AGUAAAUGAUCAUCAAGUCAUAACUCUUAAAGCGACUGAAUUCAUUACGUUUUACACUGUUCGAAAGUAAACAGGAACAUAUUUUUUGUUCCGCAUUAAUCACAUUUUGAAUAUCCUUUGAAAUCUUGUCAUAGAAGCUCAGUAGUAGAAACGACCUUCAGAAGUGGUGAACGAGUGUCUAAUUUUGUUCUAUUCGGUAGUGAAUUUAUUCGUGUAAGUGUGUCAAUUCACCCUAAUUAUAUUUUUAUUAGCAUUGCUUUGGCUGUGGUUUAGGCUUCUGUUAUUCAUUUAUUCAAAACGGUUAUGGCUGUGGAACAUUACAAAUUGAUGUAAAAUAUGUAAUAAGCAAUGAGUGUACAUCUUAAUGCGAUUGAGUCGGCUAAUGUAAAGCACUGCCGCUGGUAUUAAAGAAAGAUGCAGGGACUUUCAUCUAUCAUUUUUACCCUCCUAACAUUUUUCGUGACUUCAACAUCAACUCAGAAGAUUGUCCUCCAGGGAAAUGUUUACAUAGAGGGUGUGUUUACAGUGUAUGAAAACGAGGCUGGUGGGUGUGGCAAAACUCUUCCAUUCUCGGUGCAGCAUAUUGAAGCUGUUACCUGGCAACUGCGAAAACUGAACAACCGUGUAGGUCUCCGGGUAUGGGCGACAUGCGGUUCGCUGACAAGAGCCAGACAGAUCGCGUACAACAUAACGCAACAACUAGAUGAGGUCGCUCCGGACACACUUGCCGUUCUUGGUCCGGAGAACUCGGAGGAAGCGGAAGUAGUUUCCAGGCUUCUGGGUGCUCUCCCUGCAAGCGUCCGGCCCCUCCACAUUUCGUUCAGUGCCGAUGGAGAUGUUUUCACUGACAGGGUUGCGUUCAACAACUUCUUUCGAGUAAUUCCACCAGAAACAGCUACUGUUGAGUCCGUUGCGAAGUUUCUUUCCGAAAUGUUUUGGACGUACGUUGCUGUGUUUCACGACAACAGUACACAGAGUUUGUCAAGACUGGAGUAUUUGAAAGAACUUGUAAUGAGCAAUGGGAUUAUAACAUGCUUUCCAAGAGUGUUUGUAAGGAAUGGGGAAGCACUGGCAAACGUUGAAGAUGAUUUGAAAGGAAUUUACGAGGCGGAUAAAAGAAUAAACGGCGUACUGAUAUUGGGUGACGUUGAACUUUGGCAAACGGUUUCGGCGGCAAUAGAUAGUAAAGUUGCAAGUACGAACUCGAGCUACGAACGACCAGUGGUUUUGUUCAUUACAGACACUUACUUAAGCCUUCAGGCGACAGAAGAUCCGUCGGUUUCUGAGAAAGGACUGUACAUUGCCAGUCCUCGGACAAUUGAGGUAACGCCAUUUACAGAAGGUUGGACCGAGUUAUUGACAAAUAGCACCAAUGGGACAUCUUAUGUUCACACCAUGAUGGAGCAACAUCACGCCGCUCAGUGCAAAGCAGUUGUUAGCGAAGUUUGUAGAGCAAAAGCCCUGAAACUCUUCCCACCAUCCGUCCAUUCACCAUAUGCAAUUCUCGCAACGCUGCUCAUUUCAAACGUAUUUCAAACUAAGUGUCCAUCAUUUGAACGAUCAUGCUUAAAUAGCACAGGACGACACUCGCUAGUAACAAGUAUGGAGAACUCAUUUGGCUUUGAGUUUCGAGAUUUUUCUUCGCUGCUUCGAUUCUCGUUUCAAUCGGAUUCUCCGGAAAUUCAGAUAUCGCAUAUCUCAGACAAAUUCUACGGCAGUGUUAUUUAUAAUAAAGUACGAUCUUCAAACACCCCACCUAAAUGGCAAUUUGUUGAGGCAUUGGAAUACUCCACUCAAACAAAGGAAUACAUUUUUCGCUCGGGAAACAUACGGCAAUACACAACUAACGGCACGGAACAUAUUUACCCCGACGUCCUCCGACCAGAAUGCCCCGACGGACGGCAGUGCACCGAGUGCCCUAUGAGAGAAUCACCACCGAUCGAUGUUACAGAGGGAGAUAUGUAUAUCGUCGGCAUAGUCCCCGUUCAUACUACGUCCGGUAAUGCGUUACAAUGUGGUAACGUCAAACAAGGCGGUGUGGACGUCGCUGAAAGCAUCAAAGCGACGGUGCUGGAGGCGAAAAACAAGUAUAGUAAUGAAAUCCCUAAUGCAAACAUUGGCGUCAUCAUAAUUGACUCUUGCAAUGAUCCACAAGUAGUAGCAGCCAGAUUGCUUGAAUUGCUAAAUCAGGGAAUAUAUGAAAACGGUGGAUUUAAAAAGGUGAGGUCAAACAUAUUGGGGUACAUUGGAGGAUGGACAAGCGACAAUAGCAUGCAGGUUGCGUCAAUCUUAACCAGAAUAAAGUCAGUGCAAGUUUCUUACGGAAGCACAAGUCCAGCAUUAAGUAAUAGAAAUCAAUUCCCCUUCUUCAUGCGUAUGAUUCCGAAUGAUCUUUAUCAAGGACAAAAAAUGAUAGAAAUCGUCAAGAAACUCGGCUCCAAUCUGAUUCAGGUGCUGUAUUCGGACACCGCAUACGGUAGAGGGGGGAAAGAUGCUGUUAUUUCUCAAGCUGUGGCACACAAUAUUUGUGUUGGACAAGUUGUUAUGGUAGAACAGAAGUCGGAUGUAGAUUUGGAUGCCAUUGUAAGCGAACUGGAACAAGAGAACAUGCCGAAGAUAAUAAUGGUGUACCUCAGCUCCUUUGAUGUGGUGAAACUGAUUGGAUCAUUGAAAACCAUGAAAGGCUUCAUCUUUAUUGCAUCAGAAGGAUGGGGAAAUAGAGACAUCAUUGCAAAUGCGGACAACUUGGAAGGGUCUAUAACACUUGCACACGAAUUGAGGAUUCCGGAGUACAUAAAUGAACACAUUGAAGAAAUUUCAAAAGCUGAGAAAAAGUCGGCUUGGCUCACGGAAUAUAUGGAAGACUAUUUCGAUUGCUAUUAUGAAUGGAGCUUUGAUAAAACAAAAGGCGAUGCAAAAUGCAGCCCAUCCCAAUACCUGGAAGCUGACAACUGUUUUCGCGUCACGCCGGAUCAGCGUUGCUUUAAGGUGGAGACGUGGUCGCCUUUCGCCGCCAUCGGCGUCGAGACGCUACUGAAAGGUGCAAAAUUGGCACUAAAUGAACUAUGUAACGGCAAUACGUCCACCAUUUGUGAAGAGUAUCUAAGACAACCGGAAGUGCUCAUGAAACACGUGCUUAAACAAAAAUUCGCCGUUUCCGGAACAUCGCUUAAACAAGUAUACAAUGUUACGAGUCACGAUGGGCUUAUUGACUUGAAUACGUACCAGAUAAAGAAAGAUGACAAGGGCGUUUAUUAUGAUCAGCUUGAAGAAGGAUGGGUGUAUGCGUUCAGGGAGUCAACGUGUGACAAAAUUGAUAACCCUGAAUGCAGUAUUUGCUUUAAGGAUCCCACUACUACACCAAGCCCGCCACCUGCUGACAAUUCAAAACAGUCUUACAUGACUGCAACAUUCGUUACAGCGAGCUUUUGUUGUAUGUUGGUUAUGGUCCUAAUAAUCACCAUGUGUAAAGUGGUUCAGGGCAGAAGAAAGCGAGCAGCACGACGACAAAUCUACUUGACGCCGACAAUGGGUGACGACGGAUACCUCUCAACAAACGACGUCCAGCGUAUGUCUUCCGUUGGCGACUUUCCCGGUGGCAUAUUUAAUAAGGAUGUCAACAUAAGUGAUGAAUCAAACAAUACACCGCCACAAGGACACGCCAGUAACACCAGUCUCAACAAUCUUAACAACAGCUGUAACCCCCCUCCGCCUUACCUAGGGCCAGCGCAACAAAACAAAUAUGUUUGAGGAGUAAUGUUUUUUUAAUAUUUCGAAUUAUUGAAUUCUCCACGCUUUACCACGACAAUUCUGCCAAGCUGAACUGGGUUUUCAUUAUAUACUCAUGUUCUUGAUAUGAUGUAACACAAAUAAUCGGUACAUUUGGUGUGUGACAUUUUCUUACACAUAUACUCAGUACAUUUGGUAUGUGGCAUUAACUUACAGAAUAAUCAGCUUAUUUGGUAUGUGACAUUAUAUUACACAAAUACUCAGUACAUUUGGUAUGUGACAUUAACUUACACAAUAACUCAGCUUAUUUGGUAUGUAACAUUAUAGUACACAAAUACGCAGUACAUUUGGUGUCUGACACAAAUACUCAGUACAUUUGGGGUAUGACACUAUAUUACUCAAAUAAUCGGUACAUUUGGUUUAUGACAUUAUAUUACACAAAUACGCAGUACAUUAUGGUGUGUGACAUUGUAUUGCACAAAUACGCAGUACAUUUGGUGUGUGACACAAAUACUCAGUACAUUUGGUAUGUUACAUUGACUUACACAAAUACCCAGUUCAUUUGUUUUGUGUCAUUACAUUACACAAAUACUUAGUUCAUUUGUUUUGUGUCAUUAUCUUACACAAAUACUUAGUUCAUUUGUUUUGAGACAUUAUCUUGCACAAAUACUUAGUUCAUUUGUUUUGAGACAUUAUCUUGCACAAAUACUUAGUUCAUUUGUUUUGAGACAUUAUCUUGCACAAAUACUUAGUUCAUUUGUUUUGUGUCAUUAUCUUGCACAAAUACUUAGUUCAUUUGUUUUGAGACAUUAUCUUGCACAAAUACUCAGUUCAUUUGUUUUGUGUCAUUAUCUUACACAAAUACUUAGUUCAUUUGUUUUGUGUCAUUAUCUUACACAAAUACUUAGUUCAUUUGUUUUGAGACAUUAUCUUGCACAAAUACUUAGUUCAUUUGUUUUGAGACAUUAUCUUGCACAAAUACUUAGUUCAUUUGUUUUGUGUCAUUAUCUUACACAAAUACUUAGUUCAUUUGUUUUGAGACAUUAUCUUGCACAAAUACUUAGUUCAUUUGUUUUGUGUCAUUAUCUUACACAAAUACUUAGUUCAUUUGUUUUGUGUCAUUAUCUUACACAAAUACUUAGUUCAUUUGUUUUGAGACAUUAUCUUGCACAAAUACUCAGUUCAUUUGUUUUGUGUCAUUAUCUUACACAAAUACUUAGUUCAUUUGUUUUGUGUCAUUAUCUUACACAAAUACUUAGUUCAUUUGUUUUGAGACAUUAUCUUGCACACAUAUUUAGUUCAUUUGUUUUAAAACAUUAUCUUGCACAAAUACUUAGUAUAUUUGUUUUGUGACAUUACAUCACACAAAUACUCAGUUCAUUUGUUUUGAGACAUUAUCUUGCCCAAAUGCUAAGUUUAUUUUUGAGACAUUAUCUUACACAAAUACUCAGUUUAUUUGUUUUGUGACAUUAUAUUACACAAAUACGCAGUGCAUUUGUUUUGUGACAUUAUAUUACACAAAUACGCAGUACAUUUGUUGUGUGACAUUAUCUUACACAAAUACGUAGUACAUUUGAUGUGUGGCAUUAUCUUACAAAAAUACUCAGUUAGUUUGUUUUGAGACAUUAUCUUACACAAAUACUCAGUUCAUUUGUUUUCAGACACUAUCUUACACAAAUACUCAGUAUAUUUAGUAUGUGAAACUAUCUUACACAAGAACACAUAGUUUUGACAUUAUAUUCCAUCAAUAGUCAGUACUUUUGGUUUGUGAUAUUAUUUUUUAAAGGUUACUGAGUGCUUUAACAUACAGUUACACUUAUAGUUUGGAAAGAGGGUUCAGAUAUGUUGUCCGGCUUCUUUGUCAUCAACGAUAUUUUAAUCCUUUUGCAAGACCUUUUAAAUGAUCUAGUGUUUCUCUCAUUUGGUGUCGGUUAGGUCUUAACAUUGUGACAAUAAACAUAGCCUUCGUUUAAUGUUUAACUAGUGGGUUUGUCUAUGUAGUUUUCUUGUAUCAUGUCGAUGAUUUUCGUCAUUGGUGGUCAUGUUAACCACUAAAACGUAACCUUUUCUACAAGUAAACACAAGUAUAUUAUUCUUCCGCAUAGAGAACAAAGAGUAAAUUGGGUAUUUUAUUCAUUUUCAAAUAGAACUGUUUGCGAUGUUUAUGGUAGUGAUUUAAUUUUACAAAUACCAUCAGUUUCAUAUUCAUGUAUAAUGCCUUAAAUGAUUUAUAUACACUGGUUAAUGGUAUCACCGAUAUAAUGAUAGAAUCAAAAUACAUCCAUUACAAAUUACAACAGUUACUUACAUGUUUUUACUCGUGAACUUUAGUAAAGGACGGCGUGACUAUAGGUCAACCAAAUGAUAAAUUGUGUAGCUUUUGUAUAAAAAUGCUGAAUAUCUUUGACAGAAGAUAAUAUGUUAUUCUGCUAUUUCUUAAAAUGCAAUGUAUUUCUUUGUACAGCCAUAUGAUUUCAUGUUAUAUUAUCUGCGUAUUAGCAUAAUUACACUUAAUUUUUACUAAUUGUUAUGAACUUGUAUAUUAUUCAUUUCUAAUCAUUUUAAACUUUAUUUUAUAGAAUGGCUCAUGAAUAACUAAUAAAAUUUUCCAUACACAUAUAUAUUAAAAUCUAUAUUAAAAAUUCAAAAUUA
Molecule: messenger RNA, 6381 nt
Organism: Mya arenaria
Lineage: Eukaryota; Metazoa; Mollusca; Bivalvia; Myida; Myidae
Exons: 11
Coding region: 415-3750 (1111 amino acids)
Biological process (GO): G protein-coupled receptor signaling pathway
Cellular component (GO): membrane
Molecular function (GO): adenylate cyclase inhibiting G protein-coupled glutamate receptor activity
Source: RefSeq, a predicted model, not a curated record